GUCCUCAGUGCGCCUUCGGGAUGGCCGUCUGAGGCGCACGGUGAAGGGAGUCGGAAAAAAAGCGAAAAGAGAAAUCAGGGUGUGGGCAGGCUGUGGGUGAGCGAUGGGAGAGAUUGAGGGCACCUACCGCAUCCUGCAGACCCCUGGCUCCCGCUUGGGGGCCCAGUUCAAUGCUGGGAUCAGUACCCUGGAACCAGGACAGAGCCUCAAUCCCAAAGGUCAUGGGAAGGGACUUCAGGUUCGUGUACAGGGGCUUGAUGACUCACAGGAGUUCUACGACUUGGAGUCAAAGGUAGAUGGCCAGGCGCUGCUGUCUGAAGUGUUUCGGAGGUUGAACCUCAUCGAGUCGGACUACUUUGGCUUGGAGUUCCAGAACAUGCACAUGAACUGGAUAUGGCUGGAACCUUUGAAACUCAUUGGGAAACAAGUCAAGAGACCCAGGAACACGCUUUUCAGGCUGUCAGUGAAGUUUUUUCCCCCUGACCCUGGUCAACUACAAGAGGAGUUCACAAGGUACCUGUUUGCCCUGCAGGUGAAGCGAGACCUGAGUGAGGGCAUGCUUCCCUGCUCCGAGAAUACCACCGCUCUGCUCAUCUCGCACCUAGUGCAGUCGGAGAUUGGUGACUACGACGACAUGGCCGACAGGGAGUUCCUCAAGCUGAAUAAGCUGCUGCCCCAGCAGGAGCAGGUGCAGGAGAAGAUAAUGGAGUUCCACCGCCGACAUAUAGGCCAGACUCCAGCUGAAUCAGAUUUUCAAGUCCUAGAGAUCGCGCGCAAGCUGGAGAUGUACGGUGUGCGGUUCCACCCUGCCUCUGACCGCGAGGGGACCAAGAUUAACCUGGCUGUAGCCCACAUGGGCCUCCAGGUUUUCCAGGGCAACAUAAAAAUAAACACUUUCAACUGGUCCAAGAUUCGCAAGCUAAGCUUCAAGAGGAAACGGUUUCUGGUCAAGCUCCACCCAGAGGUCCAUGGUCCUCACCAGGACACGCUGGAGUUCCUGAUGGCCAGCCGGGACCAGUGCAAGAUUUUCUGGAAGAAUUGCGUCGAACACCACACCUUCUUCCGCUUGUUCGACCAGCCAAAGCCAAAGUCCAAAGCCUUCUUGUUCAGCCGGGGUUCUUCUUUUAGAUACAGCGGAAGGACCCAGAAGCAGCUGGUGGAAUAUGUACGGGAUGGGGGAUUGCGGAGGACGCCUUACCAAAGGAGGAACAGCAAGAUUCGCAUGUCAUCUCGGUCCCUGGCAUCCGAUCUGCCAAAACAGAGCCUGAGAGCACCAGGUUCUGCGGGUUCCCCCUCAUUGGCCACCAUCUCCUUCCAUUCGCUUCACACCAGCAGCUCCUUGCCACGCUCUGAUUAUCCACACACGCCUCCUGCCCUGGUGCCCAGCUCCUUGAAGGAAGAACCUACCAAGGCCGCCACUGCAGCCUUCGUUGCUGCCCCUGCCCCCCCACCUCACUACGCCUUCCAAGGAUUGCCAUCGGAGAGCCCCCAGCUGUCACCCUCCGGCCUGGACAGCCCCCUCUGCCUCUCCCCAUCUUUCCAGAUGUCCACCCUCAGCCUCCCAGGCCAAGCGCCCUCACCCCUGCAGAGCCCCGUCCUGAGCGAGGUGGGCAGUGCCCGACUUGAGGAUGAGGACGAGGAGGGCAAGAGGAAGCUUCAGAGGUACCCCACCGACAAGGCCUAUUUCAUCGCCAAAGAGAUACUGACCACUGAGAGAACCUACCUGAAGGACCUGGAGGUUAUCACGGUGUGGUUCCGCAGCGCCGUCAUCAAAGAGAAUGCCAUGCCUGAAGGCCUGAUGACCCUUCUCUUCUCCAACAUCGACCCCAUCUACGAGUUCCACCGAGGAUUCCUCAAGGAGAUCGACCAAAGGCUGGCUCUCUGGGAGGGACGCUCUAAUGGCCACGUGAAGGGUGACUGCCAGCGGAUCGGAGACGUGAUGCUGAAGAACAUGUGUGCUCUGAAGGUGACAGCGACACUUCUGGCUAAGUGUGGGCAGGAGUUCACCAGCUACUUGCAGAAGCACGACGAGGUGCUGACGGAGCUAGAGAAGGCCACGAAGCGGCUGAAGAAGCUAGAGACGGUCUACAAAGAGUUUGAGCUGCAGAAGGUGUGCUACUUGCCCCUCAACACGUUCCUGCUGAAGCCCAUCCAGCGGCUCGUGCACUACAAGCUCAUCCUGGAGCGACUGUGCAGACACUACAUACCCCAGCACCCGGACCGCAAUGACUGCCUGGAGGCCUUGAAGGUGGUGGCGGAGAUGGCCAGACAGCUCCAGAGCAGCCUCCUCCGGCUGGAAAACUUCCAAAAGCUCACGGAGCUCCAGAGGGACCUCAUCGGUAUCGAGAACCUCAUUGCUUCUGGCAGGGAGUUCAUUCGGGAGGGCUGCCUCUUCAAGCUCACCAAGAAAGGCCUGCAGCAGCGGAUGUUCUUCUUGUUUUCCGACAUGCUCCUGUACACUAGCAAAGGGGUGACGGCCACAAACCAGUUCAAAGUACACGGGCAGCUGCCCCUACGCGGCAUGAUCGUCGAGGAGAGCGAGAACGAGUGGUCUGUGCCACACUGUUUCACAAUAUACUCUGCGCAGAGGACCAUCGUGGUGGCCGCCAGCUCCAAGGUAGAGAUGGGGAAGUGGAUCGAAGAUCUGAACGCUGCAAUCGACAUGGCUAAGAAGUCGCAGGAGAAGAGUGGCGUUCUCUUGGACUCUGGGCAGUGCGAUCGCUCCGACAGGUCCUCCGACGAAGUGUCACUGGAGCAGGAGUCGGAGGAUGAGACCCAUUCGUCACACACCUCCCUGGAGAAGCAGACGCACCAUCGCGCCAACACCACCAUGCACGUGUGCUGGCACCGCAACACCAGUGUCUCCAUGUCUGACCACAGCCUUGCCGUGGAGAACCAGCUCUCUGGAUACCUCCUGAGGAAGUUCAAGAACAGCAAUGGGUGGCAGAAGCUGUGGGUGGUCUUCACCAACUUCUGCUUGUUUUUCUACAAGACUCAUCAGGAUGACUACCCCUUGGCCAGUCUCCCGCUUCUGGGCUACACGGUCAGCACCCCAGGCGAGACGGACAGCAUCCACAAGGAGUUUGUCUUCAAGCUGCAGUUCAAGUCCCACGUGUACUAUUUCCGGGCGGAGAGCGAAUACACAUUCUCAAGGUGGAUGGAGGUGAUAAAGAGCGCAGCCAACGCUCCGGGCAGGAUGAGUCUUCUCGUCCCCAAGGAUACCCUGGAGAUCAGUGGCAACUGAUUACCUGACUGGGUGGUGCUCCAGGAGCUGGGGAGGGUGGGGUAUUGCUGAGGCCCGCCACAGCUAUUUUUAACCGCUUUUUAGAGAAACUCCUGUCCUGUUGGCAGCAGAAUUCUUUGAGAAACAGGACAAGGCCAGCAGGGCUCUGAAAGACAAUGUUCUGUUUUCGCGCUCUUUGAGCCCCUCCGUGCGUCUUGGGCAAUGGCUCCGUGUCGGGCGCGUCGCAGCCGAGUGUCGGCCUUCUCUGUGCCGGUGAAUCAUAUCGACGUCGCAGGGAAGAGCAGGACCCCGAGGCACCUUUCAGGUGUAAGAACAGGAAAAUACGCAAAAUUGUACGUGUAGAUGUAUUUGGGAGGGUGAACGCAUGGUAUGCGUGUGGGUACGAAAAUAGAGGUCCCCUUAGCGUCUAUAGUGCCAAAUGGUCUUACUUCAGUAGGCAAAGGCUACUCAUAAAUGAGCUUUACGUUGAAUAUCGUUUUUAUUAAUGCGUGCGAUGUCCUAUGCGCCCUGGG
Molecule: messenger RNA, 3756 nt
Organism: Scleropages formosus (Asian bonytongue)
Lineage: Eukaryota; Metazoa; Chordata; Actinopteri; Osteoglossiformes; Osteoglossidae
Product: FERM, ARHGEF and pleckstrin domain-containing protein 2-like
Exons: 27
Coding region: 104-3244 (1046 amino acids)
Cellular component (GO): cytoskeleton
Molecular function (GO): guanyl-nucleotide exchange factor activity; cytoskeletal protein binding
Source: RefSeq, a predicted model, not a curated record